UUCACCUCCACCACUUUUCUUCACACCAUGCAACUUGCAACUAUCCAUCUUUUGCGAAAAAAUCUUCAAAUCGAUACUAAAACUCAGAGGAAAACGAAAUCAUUGCAGCAUUCAUGGAUAACUUGCAUACACGUAGGAGACCAGGCGAUUCUGAAAAAGUCGUUCUUCAGGGCGUUAAGAUUGAUAAAUUGAACAAUGAGCAGAACAAUAUGGCGUCACCGCAAUCACAAAAUCAAACGCGUCAGACAUUGCCUAAAUCUGUAAGCAAAAGCACUUUUGGUAGGAUUGCUAGUACCUUUAAAGCCUCUAGGAAUGCAUCUAAAGGCAUUGGCCAUAGGCACGCCCCUCAUUCUGGAGCGCUUAGAGGCCUUAAUAGUGUCCGAUUUAUUGAUAAAAAACAAGUAGGGAAAGAGGGUGAUGGUUGGCACAAUGUGGAGAAUCGUUUUCAUCAAAUGGCAGUCAAUGGAAAGCUCAGUAGAGAAAAAUUUGGAGUUUGUGUUGGAAUGGGGGAGAGCAGAGACUUUGCAGUAGAGUUAUUCGAUACGUUGGCAAGGCGGAGGGAUGUAAAUACAGAAAAUGGGAUAGACUUGGAACAACUGAAGUUGUUCUGGGAAGACAUUGCACUACAAGACAGUGAUACAAGGCUUAGCAUAUUCUUUGAUAUGUGUGACAAGAAUGGUGACGGUAGGUUAUCUGAGGAAGAGGUGAAAGAGGUACUUAUAAUGAGUGCUUCGGCUAACAAGCUCGGAACUUUCAAGAAACAUGCUGGCCGCUAUGCAGCUGUCAUCAUGGAAGAACUGGACCCUGAUCAUUUGGGCUAUAUAGAGAUGUGGCAACUUGAAGCAAUAUUAAGAGGGGGGUUGGCCAAUCAAGAAGGAGGCAACUCCGGUGGCGCUGCUAUGAAGAAAUCACAAUCACUUGCAAGAACCAUGAUACCUACAAGAUACAGAGGUGCAAUAGGUAAAUAUGGAAGUUUAGCCUUGGAAAAAACAUAUGAAAACUGGCAGAAAAUAUGGGUAAUGCUCUUGUGGUUGUACGUGAAUGCUCAACUCUUUGCCUGGAAGUUUCAAGAAUACAAAAAGAAACCAAGUUUCUUAGUCUGUAGCUAUUGUGUUUGCUUUGCCAAGGGUGCAGCUGAGACUCUCAAGUUCAACAUGGCUCUCAUUCUAUUUCCUGUAUGCAGAAGAACAUUAACUAAAAUCCGUGAAUCAUUUCUUGGAACCUUUAUACCUUUUGAUGAAAACAUCAACUUCCACAAAAUUAUUGCAUUAGGGGUCGCCAUUGGGGUUGCUGUACAUACAGGGUUUCAUCUUACUUGCAAUCUUGUGAGAAUGUCAAGUUGUUCUCGGUCAUUAUUUAUGAGUACCCUCGGACCAAGCUUCGACUACAAGCAGCCAUCUUAUAUGGACAUUGUAAUGACCAUUCCAGGUAUAACCGGCGUGCUCAUGAUUUUAAUUAUGGCUUUUUCAUUCACUCUAGCCACACAUGCAUUCAGAAGGAAUGUUGUAAAAUUGCCAUGGAUAUUCCAUCACUUAGCUGGUUUUAAUGCUUUCUGGUACUCACAUCAUCUUCUGGCGGUAGUCUAUAUCCUCUUCUACAUUCAUGGCACCAUGUUAAUCAUUGGCAAGGAAAAGACGACGUGGAUGUAUAUCACAGUUCCAAUACUUUGCUAUGCAACUGAACGGCUUUUGGUUCUUCGCGAUCUCAAUUUUGAUGUCCAGAUCAUAAAGGCUAUUAUAUACACGGGAAAUGUGUUAGCCUUAUACAUGAGCAAACCUCCAUCAUUCAAGUACCAGAGUGGGAUGUACCUUUUUGUCAAGUGUCCAGAUAUUUCGCCUUUUGAAUGGCAUCCGUUCUCAAUUACUUCUGCACCAGGAGAUGACUACCUAAGUAUUCACAUUCGUACUCUGGGAGACUGGACCACUGAACUUAAAGACAGAUUUGCGAAGGUCUGUGAAGUCAAAGACGCGAAACCAAGACAAGGAAAUCUUGUAAGAAUGGAAACAAGAUCAAAUGUCAGAUCUGCAAGCUUAGCUUCACGCUCAUCAGCUGCGGAAUGCGUGCCCAAGUCAGGCCCAUUGCAGAUUGAGCCAGAAUCAUCUUCAGAUCAAGAUUUCCCAACGAUUAUCAUCAAAGGACCUUACGGUGCACCAGCUCAGAAUUACAAGAAAUAUGACGUACUUUUACUUAUUGGCCUAGGAAUAGGAGCAACUCCCUUUAUCAGCAUAUUAAAAGACCUUUUAAACAACAUUGGCGAUUACAAGAAACAGGACUUUGAUGAGGAGGCUGAUGCAAAAAUUCCUGAUCGAGCAUACUUCUAUUGGGUGACAAGAGAACAAGGCUCCUUUGAAUGGUUCAAAGGCGUAAUGGAUGAUGUUGCAGAACAAGACGUCAAUCAUAUAAUCGAAAUGCAUAACUAUCUGACUAGUGUAUAUGAAGAAGGCGAUGCUCGAUCUGCACUCAUAACAAUGGUUCAGUCUUUGGAACGUGCUAAAAAGGGUGUUGAUGUCGUUUCAAAUAGUAAGAUAAUAACACACUUUGCAAGACCAAACUGGAGAAAGGUGUUUACUGAUUUAGCGACGACCCAUGAUAAACAUAUCAUAGGCGUGUUCUACUGUGGAAGUCCUACACUUACAAAACCACUCAGGGAGCUCUGUGAAGAAUUUAGCUUGGAAACCUCAAGUCGCUUUGAAUUCCACAAGGAAAACUUCUAAGUAGAUAGGCAAUCUAGUACAAAGUGUUGUAUGUCAUAUAGCAGAUUCGGUCACUUCUUUUCAAGUCACAUGUGUACACAUAACGGAACUUCUGAAUCUUGAAGUGUUAGUUCCUCUUACAUUUUCUGACAGAUUAAUGAUGCAUUAUAAUGUUUUUCAGAGAA
Messenger RNA from Daucus carota subsp. sativus, 2878 nucleotides. RefSeq names its product putative respiratory burst oxidase homolog protein H. Gene Ontology annotation, cellular component: plasma membrane. NCBI's taxonomy places the organism in Eukaryota, Viridiplantae, Streptophyta, Magnoliopsida, Apiales, Apiaceae. The transcript has 14 exons. Gene Ontology annotation, molecular function: peroxidase activity; NAD(P)H oxidase H2O2-forming activity; calcium ion binding. Bases 114 to 2714 code for a protein of 866 amino acids. The record is from RefSeq and is a predicted model, not a curated record.